UUGAAUUUAAAAUCUUCGAUAGAAGGAAUGAAAAUUAUACUUGGUAUUUGCGUGAUUUUCAAAGCAAUCAACAUUUCGUUCUGCCUUACCAAGAGGUUAAUUAUUCGAGACACCUUAUCGCCGGCGUUUCUUCAAAAUGUCGAUUAAUUUGUCUAUGAAUUCCCUCGACACUGAAGUCCUGGCUUCGCAGCUUUCCAAUCGAUCAAAAUCUACAGCGGCGGUGGAAACAACUUUUUGCGUUGUUUUGAAUAUUCUUGCGUUGUUCCUUAACACGAUCCUGUGUUGGGCCGUUUACAACAACGAACGCCUUCGUCGAAUCACCAAUAUCUACGUGCUAGCUUUAGCAGCCACAGACCUUCUCAUGGCUAUUCUGGUGAUGCCUUUUCUCUGCGAUGUUUCCGUCAACGGGGGUUGGACAUUGAAUUGGUUUGCAUGCCAGUUUCAAGGUUAUUGGUGUGCCGUGUUGGCCUACACUGCUCAACUUUUAUUUCCUCUUGCCGCUAUCAACCGUUACACAAGAGUUCUUCAUCUUAAAAUUUACGCGACGAUUUUUAACGACAAGAAGUACAUUUUAUUAUCGAUCGUUGUCGUUACCCUUUGUGCCCUAACCGCCCCUUUGCCGUACCUUCUUCGCGGACACGAAUUCGCUUUCCAUCCAGGAAUGAUGAUUUGUUUUUACACAAUUGCGAACACGCGCGAAAAACAGGCCCUAUAUAGGAUCAUUUUCUUCACUGUGUUACCCAUGGUUGUGGUCACAUUCUGUUACAUUCGCAUUUAUCGCACCGUAAAACGCCACACUAAACGCCUCCAAAACAACAUGGAGACGUCCGCCGCGGCAAACGCUACGAACAAGCUAUCAUCCGAUGAAAUUGUCAUCACAAAAACAUUAUUUGCAAUAGUUUUAGGGUUUUUCGUGUGCUGGACGCCACUUUAUACCAUCACGUCUAUUGACACAGCCUUCGAAGGAUAUCGUUUACCAAGACAAAUCUAUUUUCUUGCCACUUAUUUCGUAGGUUUGAGCAGCAUAGCGAAUCCUAUCAUUUUUGGAUGCAUGAACGCAAGUUUUAGGGAAGAAUGCAAAAACUUGAUUGGUGCUUUGAGGCAGGAACAUACUGAUAGAGUACGAAAUAUUUGACGACCAAAAGUGGUUAUAGAAAGGCAAAAUAGUACCUGAGUCUUUUAAACAUUACGCGAUACAUUAUUUAGCACCUUAACUUAAUUCAUGGGAACGAAAUUAGCUUUGCCUUCAGGAAGAGUGUUUGAAAUUAGGGAAGCUAAAUGAAAAUAUUAAGUUUUGCGAAGUGUUUCCAUCUUAUUCCAAACUUUCCCCUCAUACCAUUCUGUUGUCGACACAAACUGAAAUUGUCUCCAUGAUGAUGAAUUAGAAAGUAUUAGAAAUUGUGUUUCAUUAAAUAUAUACCGAGAAAAUUUACUUGAUUGACGCAGUUUUACAUGAACAAUGAAAACUUGUCAAUUAUUCUUAUACGGAAAACUUGCGGGCCAAUUUUGCAAAGAAUAUUCUAAACAAUUUCCCUGGCGGGUGUUUCUAAGAAGGACAAAUUAGCGAGAACCGAGCGAAAUAAGUCUUCUACUUCUUCCAAAAGCUAGAAUUGCGUCAAUUCUUUCUUUUUUAUCAUUUAUUUAUUUAUUUAUUUAUUUUAUUCGGACUGAGGGGACACUCAAAGACAAGCUUGUAAAAAGAUUUGUCAAUGGAAGGACUUCAUGCGUAACCUCAGGUGCAUAUGUCUCACUGAGGGCUUAAAUGUUAAAAGGAAGCAACU
This is a messenger RNA of Stylophora pistillata, 1781 nucleotides long. RefSeq names its product melatonin receptor type 1A-like. Gene Ontology annotation, molecular function: G protein-coupled receptor activity. Lineage: Eukaryota; Metazoa; Cnidaria; Anthozoa; Scleractinia; Pocilloporidae. Gene Ontology annotation, biological process: G protein-coupled receptor signaling pathway. The record is from RefSeq and is a predicted model, not a curated record. Gene Ontology annotation, cellular component: membrane.